Molecule: messenger RNA, 783 nt
Organism: Guyanagaster necrorhizus
Lineage: Eukaryota; Fungi; Basidiomycota; Agaricomycetes; Agaricales; Physalacriaceae
Product: fungal hydrophobin
Exons: 5
Coding region: 370-714 (114 amino acids)
Cellular component (GO): fungal-type cell wall
Molecular function (GO): structural constituent of cell wall
Source: RefSeq, a predicted model, not a curated record
CCUUUCCUUUCCUGGAGCUCUAGAGCCCUACGAGCUGCGACGGAGAAAAGGCACAAUGAAGACAAAUGCAGUAGCCAAAAACUGACGAGUAAAAUGAGCUAACAACCCCCAGGCGGAACUCCUUGUCAUCGAAUCUUAUUCGCCCUUUCGGCUCAAGUCACUUUGGGUUUCUCGCAAUCACAACGUAGGCGUGGUUGUCGGAAAUUCCAUUAGACUUUGGGGGUGCAAGCGAAGGACCAUCCACCUUCAAAUCUGGGGGGGGUCUUCUACGACUAUAAAAGCCACCCCUCCCCCCAGAUAAUCCACCAAACCCCAGCUUCUGCAUCUCUCGUUUCUCCAACAACCACUCCUUCAAAAAAAAAAACAAAAAUGUUCUCUCGUGCUUUUGCCACCACCGUAGUGAUGAUCGCUACUCUCACCACCUCAGUCACGUGCACCCCCACGGCCACCACUACUGGGAGCCAGUGCAACACCGGCUCUCUGCAGUGCUGCAACAGCAUCCAGCCUGCCACCUCCUCGCACGUCGCGAGCCUGCUUGGACUCCCCAGCAUCGUCCUCCAAGAUCUGGACGUCAACGUUGGUGUGACCUGCUCGCCCAUCACGGUCAUUGGACUGGGUGGAAAUAGUUGCACCGAGCAGACCGUUUGCUGUGACAACGACAGCUUCAACGGAGUCAUCGCCCUUGGCUGCACCCCUAUCAAUGUCGUCCUCUGAUCGCCCAGGACGCACAAUUAUUAUUUUUUUUUUCGUUCACGUUCUCUUUCGUAUUAAAAAAAAAAAAAA